Folsomia candida is the source of this 2180-nucleotide messenger RNA. Its product is annotated as heat shock protein 60A. Bases 236 to 1999 code for a protein of 587 amino acids. The transcript has 14 exons. Gene Ontology annotation, molecular function: protein-folding chaperone binding; ATP-dependent protein folding chaperone; ATP binding. Gene Ontology annotation, biological process: protein import into mitochondrial intermembrane space; apoptotic mitochondrial changes; mitochondrial unfolded protein response. Gene Ontology annotation, cellular component: mitochondrial matrix; mitochondrial inner membrane. NCBI's taxonomy places the organism in Eukaryota, Metazoa, Arthropoda, Collembola, Entomobryomorpha, Isotomidae. The record is from RefSeq and is a predicted model, not a curated record.
GCUGCCUGCAUUCGAUUUCAUCAGAUUUCUUCACUUCAAUUCUCUGGCCGACAAGACAGCAAAAUAAUUCGUCUAUAAAAACCUUCAUUCUUUAAUUAUUUAAAAUUCUUUGACGAAUAAUUUGCCACUCUGUGUUCAGUUUGAGUGUACUCGUCAGCAAAAAUUUUCUCUAAUAAAAGUUUUUCUAUUGUCAUUUUGUUACUUAAAAGUUUUAAUUCUUUCAACUGAUUAAAAGAUGUACCGUCUUCCAAAUUUAGCCCGUCAAGUGGCAAACGCCAGGCUAUUUCCAAUUGUUUCGUCAACAGCACCAAGCGUGUCGGUGUCCCAUCGUCGCGGAUAUGCCAAAGAUGUCAGAUUCGGUGCUGAUGUCCGAGCACAAAUGUUGGUUGGGGUUGAUAUUCUUGCAGAUGCUGUCGCAGUCACAAUGGGACCCAAGGGAAGAAAUGUGAUCCUUGAGCAAUCAUGGGGUUCUCCUAAAAUUACAAAGGACGGUGUAACUGUCGCAAAGGCCAUUGAACUUAAAGACAAAUUCCAAAAUAUCGGAGCUAAAUUGGUACAAGACGUUGCUAACAAUACAAAUGAAGAGGCUGGAGAUGGCACAACGACUGCAACGGUUUUGGCAAGGGCAAUUGCUAAAGAAGGAUUUGAGAAGAUUAGCAAGGGUGCUAACCCAGUCGAAAUUCGUCGGGGUGUAAUGUUGGCUGUUGAUCAUGUUAUUGCCGAAUUGAAGAGGAUGUCGAAAAAUGUGGAAACUCCAGAAGAAAUUGCACAAGUUGCCGCAAUCUCAGCGAAUGGUGACCGAGCUAUUGGAGAUCUGAUUUCAAAUGCAAUGAAAAAGGUUGGAAGGGAUGGAGUUAUUACUGUCAAGGAUGGAAAAACCCUGCUGGACGAACUUGAGGUGAUCGAGGGGAUGAAGUUUGACCGAGGAUACAUUUCGCCAUACUUCAUUAACACGGCCAAGGGAGCCAAGAUUGAGUUUCAAGACUGUUUAGUUUUACUUUCCGAAAGGAAAAUUUCUUCCGUUCAAUCCAUCAUCCCAGCUUUGGAGUUGGCCAACCAGGCUCGCAAACCCUUGGUCAUUAUUGCUGAGGAUGUUGAUGGCGAAGCCCUUUCUACCCUUGUGGUUAACAGGAUCAAGAUUGGUCUUCAAGUCGCAGCAGUUAAGGCCCCUGGCUUUGGCGACAAUCGCAAAAAUACCCUUCACGAUAUGGCUGUGGCCACCGGUGGAUUGGUCUUUGGCGACGAAGCUGACCUGGUGAAAGUCGAGGAUAUCAAGAUGAGUGACUUUGGGCAAGUUGGUGAAUGUGUGAUUACUAAGGAUGAUACCCUAGUCCUCAAAGGAAAGGGUAAAAAGGACGAUGUUGAUAGACGUGUUGAAACUCUAAAGGAUCAAAUCAAGGAGACAAACUCUGAAUACGAGAAAGAAAAGUUGCAAGAACGAUUAGCUCGUUUGGCGGCUGGUGUGGCUGUUCUUAAAGUUGGAGGAGCUAGUGAGAUCGAAGUCAAUGAAAAGAAAGAUCGAGUCAACGAUGCUUUAAAUGCUACCAGAGCAGCUGUAGAAGAAGGAAUCGUUCCUGGAGGUGGAACCGCUUUAAUCCGUUGCUUGAAAUCAUUGGACAGCCUUUCGACUGCCAACAAUGAUCAGAAAAUCGGUGUCGAUAUCAUCAAAAAGGCACUUACUCAACCGUGCCAACAAAUUGCUAAGAAUGCUGGAGUCGACUCAUCCCUCAUUGUUGCAAAAGUUAUGGACAACGCGGACGUUAACUUUGGAUACGAUGCGCUCAACGACAAAUUCUGCAAUAUGAUUGAAGCUGGUAUUAUCGACCCUACCAAAGUAGUCAGAACGGCUUUAAUGGAUGCCGCCGGUGUCGCCUCUCUACUUUCCACUGCUGAAGCUGUCGUUACCGAAAUUCCAAAGGAAGAAAAGGAUAUGGGAAUGGGAGGUAUGGGUGGAAUGGGUGGCAUGGGAGGGAUGGGGGGAAUGGGUGGCAUGAUGUAAUCUUUAAACGUAGUGGAACAUCACCAUAGUCUGAGAGUAUGAUUGUUUGAAAAAAAGUGAACAAGACAACUAUAUUUUGUACUCGUUUUAGUUAUCCUUACUUAUACUGCUACUUCCUGUGUAUGUUGUUGUUGAUUAUGAGUCGUAAUAAAAGAAUCUAGUUGUUACAUUGUACCAAAAA